UUGAAUUGAUAAAAUAUGCAAAUAAAUCCAACGUCUACAACAUUUAUAUUUAAACAUAUUUUGCAUUCAAAAACUAUUGUUUAAAAAGAAACACAUUCGUUAUAUUUUGAAAUAAAUUCUUCUUCGUACAAAAUGUCAUUGUUAAGUCAUUAGACAAUGAUUUUAUUUUAACAAAUUUUUUUAUCAUAACAAUGUCUACAUCAUCAAGUGAUUAUGAUUGCGGUCUUUACAACGGGCACAUACAGCCUUUCACACACAUGCAGCCUCUGUAUCCGGGAUUGGAACAUCCGCUGGUUUACUACGCUCAAGUUGAGAGAAAACAAAGAAACCAGGCAUAUGAAAAGAUAAAAGACAAUUGUUUUGUUAAAGCGUUUCGGUGGUACACUCAGGAACAUGUGCCUCUGAGUAAAACGGAGUCCGUUACUAAUAAACAGGAGCUAAAGGGAUUCGCUACUUGGUUGGACGAAAAAUACGAGGAGUACCUUCGGAGUAACCAACUCAUGAAACAAAAUGAUGUUCAAAUCAACGACCCCGUGGACAACAGAUCCAGCCGCCAAAAAUUGGUCAAGAGAAAGAAAAAAUUCAAAAGUCCCUGGAGGAGACGCCAAAAAUGCUUGAAUAAACAAAAUGGUGAUGCUAUAUUGAAGACGGACAAAAGCAUCGAAAUAAUCUUAAAACCGAAAAAUUUAUCUCUUUCCACUUCAGAAUGCUGUCCAAAAUGUAACCGCUCAAACACAACAAUAACUAUAGAUAUAAACACACCAUCCACACUUAAAUCAAAAUCUGAGAGCAUACUUUACAUUCUAAACGAAAAGGAAAUUUAUGUUGUUCCAUCAGAUGAAAAAAGGAAGCUGGAUGAAAUGAUCCAGAUCGUUGACGAAGUGAGUUUAAAAAAAGGACGAACAAAAACGAAGAAGAGUCCACAAAAUGAUACAUCUUGUCAAUGUUCGGAUCUCUUAAUAAAGAAAGUCAAUGCCUCGAGUCAAUUUUCACACACUAACGUCAAGCCGAGCCUCUGCGGAUGUGUUGAAACUCAAAUUUCUGAUCGACAAAUAAUUUCGGUUGCAAAAUGUCCUUGUACUGAAUCUAACACGAAGUUAAAGACGAUUGCAAAAGAAGAACCGAAAAUGUUCCCACAAAAAGUCGAUUCAAAUACAGUCUUCAAAAAGAGUGUGGCAGUGCCUGAUACAAAUACAAACGUGGAACCUCGGAAAACAAGUUUCUCGACUAAAACAAACAUUGAGAAAAAAGAGCCUCCGUUUACAGUUGGCAAAAUUGCUCAAACCUCCGACCACGCUAUAAAUCUUGACGAAGCCAUACACCAGGGAUGUCCAAUAUUCUUAAAAAUUGUAUGUACUGACAAAUUGCGUUAACGUGUAUACAGUGAAAAUAAACGACAAAAAUAUCUAAAAUACUUUAUUUACAAACUUUAUUACAAAUACUCGUAUUUACAAA
Molecule: messenger RNA, 1455 nt
Organism: Danaus plexippus (monarch butterfly)
Lineage: Eukaryota; Metazoa; Arthropoda; Insecta; Lepidoptera; Nymphalidae
Exons: 10
Coding region: 192-1373 (393 amino acids)
Source: RefSeq, a predicted model, not a curated record